This is a messenger RNA of Hypoxylon fragiforme, 3731 nucleotides long. Its product is annotated as small oligopeptide transporter. Gene Ontology annotation, biological process: transmembrane transport. The record is from RefSeq and is a predicted model, not a curated record. Bases 596 to 3106 code for a protein of 836 amino acids. The transcript is spliced from 10 exons. Gene Ontology annotation, molecular function: oligopeptide transmembrane transporter activity. NCBI's taxonomy places the organism in Eukaryota, Fungi, Ascomycota, Sordariomycetes, Xylariales, Hypoxylaceae.
UGCCAGGUCUGGGUAGUUACAAAACUGUAUUACCCAAGCCUUCAACUUAAACUUACGGAAUACCUCCGAGACAGCUCUCAAACCUAAUAUUUUACAAUUCCACCCUCUUCUAAUGAACGGCAAGAAAAUAACUGCAAGAAGCUUACAGCAAGCCAUUGGGGUUUUUGUGUCUAUUAACUAAUAAGCUUAGUUCAUUUUGAUAUUCGAACACGUUUCAAACUUCAAAACGUGCAUCUAAAAGGUGUAGUGCCAAGCUGAGCUGACGCUUUCGCGUUACUACGUCGUACAACAUCACGUCAAAGAAACGAAGAAACCGUCAAGACUCAAAAACUUAUUGGAUUGGUUUAUGGCCGAUCAUCUGCUUCAACGUAUACGGACAAUCCGUGUACUCCAUAAUUGGGGAAUAGGAAUAUCACCCUAUUAGCAAAUCUUAAUCAAGCUAUAUUCACUUCGGGUUCAACAUUUCUCAUUGAGAUUUAGCGGUUACAUAAAACAGCUCCUUAAUCAGUUCUGGCCAAUUCAUCAUUACCUCUUCAGGGCUUCAGAUGACUUUCAGCUCAGUCCCAUACCAGCUGACGUAAUACACUCUCACUAAAUGGGCAAGUCGCCCUUAUUAAAGCCGGCUGGCACGGCUGCCAGGGGAAGGGUGACGGAAGACAAUCACACCUCUGACUAUGAGGAUGACUUCUAUGAGGAGGAGAUGGAGAUGACUCACCGGACCACAGGUUCAAAUGGACAUGCACAGGGAAACGACACCCUCAAAAGUUCAAAGCGACACUUCUCGGAGGGGACAGAGUUCGGUGCUCGGAACGACAACGAAUACGAAGAUGGCGAAGAAUAUGAACAGUUACUAGACCCUAAUCUCCCAGAUGGAGAGGCUAUAGAAUUACAUCGAAUGGACUCGGGGAGUCAGGCGUCGUUCGACGAUGAUACCGCCUCUAAAGGAGAAGAAGACUCACCUUACGAAGAGGUGCGCGCAGCUGUGCGCAACUACGAUGAGGAUCUACCGUGUAACACCCUUCGAGCCUGGACUAUUGGCCUUACUCUAGUCCUCGUAGGCGCAUCCAUGAAUACCCUCUUCUCGCUGAGACAGCCCUCGAUUGGUUUAGGGGCUCUCAUUGCUCAGAUCGUUGCCUGGCCUCUUGGCCGCGGGUGGGAGAAGGUGGUACCUGAUCGACAGAUUAGUAUCUUCGGUCUGAUAAUUGACUUAAAUCCGGGGCCUUUCAACAUCAAGGAGCACUCAAUUAUUGUCGUCAUGGCUAGUGUGUCUUUCUCUGUAGCUUAUGCCACCGACAUUAUCCUUGCACAGCUUGUAUUCUAUAAGCAAAAUUUCGGCAUAGUUUUCCAAUUAGUAUUAACGAUUUCGACGCAGUCUCUAGGGUAUGGCAUCGCAGGCAUGAUGCGGAAGUUCUUAGUCUAUCCGGCCUCGAUGAUAUGGCCAGGUAACCUGGUGGGUGUUACUCUGAUGAAUGCAAUGUAUGAAAAGCAUCAAGCACCAGACCCGUCCGUCAUUGGAGGACGUAUGCCACGCUAUAGAUGGUUCGGUAUCAUAACGGCUAUAUCUGCCACGUACUACUUCAUCCCGGGCUAUUUCGCACAAUUUCUAAGUGUCUUUGCCUUCGCAACAUGGAUGGCCCCCCAGAACCCGGUGGUGAAUCAACUAUUCGGCGGAAUCACUGGCCUAUCCCUGUUGCCGAUUACCUUUGACUGGACACAGAUCGCUGGCUUCGUCGGGUCGCCCCUCAUGUAUCCAUGGCACGCCAUCGCAAAUACUCUCAUCGGUGUUGUUGUUUUUUACAUCGUUCUCGCCACGUCCUUCCAUUUCACAGGCGUGUGGUAUGCGCCGUUCUUACCAAUGAGUGAUUCUUCCACAUACGAUAAUACCGGUGCAAGAUACGAUGUGCCGCGAAUAUUGACCCCAGAAUUCACGCUGGAUGAAGAGGCGUAUAAGUCAUACUCGCCACUGUUCAUUAGCACUACCUUCGCGUUGUCCUAUGGAUUAUCCUUCGCAGCCAUUUCCGCCUUAAUAGUAUAUACCUAUUUACAUCAUAGCAAGGCGAUUUGGGCGCAAUAUAGAAAUAGCACGAACGAGAAACCUGAUAUACACAUGAAACUCAUGCAGAAGUACAAGGAAGCGCCAUCGUGGUGGUAUUUCUCACUCUUUUUUAUUGUCCUGGCACUUGCCUUUGUUUCUGUUUUAGCAUACCCAACCAACUUAACAUGGUGGGCUUUCUUGCUAGCCGUUGGCAUAUCUUUCGUCUUCUCGUUACCCAUUGGUAUCAUCCAAGCGGUUACGAACCAUCAGAUUGGUCUGAACGUUUUGACCGAGUUCAUCUACGGGUAUAUCCAGCCUGGUCGACCAUUAGCUCUUAUGCUCUUCAAGACGUAUGGUUACAUUACGAUGUCACAAGCUUUAAGCUUCGUUUCCGAUCUCAAAUUCGGUCACUAUAUGAAGAUUCCUCCACGUACAAUGUUCAUGGCUCAAGUCGUCUCCACCACGUUUUCGUGCUUCAUCCAAAUCGCAGUCCUUAAUUUCGCGCUUAACAAUAUCGAUGGCGUUUGUGAACUGACACAGCCACAGCGAUUCACAUGUCCAGGGGGGCGAGUUUUCUUCUCAGCCUCGGUGAUCUGGGGUCUCAUAGGACCCGCCCGUGUAUUUUCCCCUGGACAAAUCUACUCUGGUCUCCUCUCUUUCUUCGUCAUCGGCGCCGUGGCCCCCAUCAUCUUUUGGUAUGCAGCAAAACGCUGGCCCAGGUCCCCCGCCAAAUAUCUAAUGGCCCCUCUUAUCUUCGGCGGUGCAGGCGCUAUUCCACCUGCCACGCCCCUCAACUACCUGUCCUGGGGCGUCGUGGGCUACAUAUUCCAAUUCCAAAUCAAGAAACGCAACUUCCGCUGGUGGACUCGCCUCAAUUACCUCACGUCCGCUGGACUUGACCUCGGUCUCGCGCUCGGAACAUUAGUCGUAUUCUUCGUGUUCACGCUGAAUGAGAUUGAGGCACCGCGGUGGUGGGGCAACGAUGUGGUCUCCAGCACGAUGGAUUAUCAAGGCAACGCCGUACAAGUUGUAUUGCCGCCGGGCCAGACGUUCGGGCCUAAGACUUGGUAGAUCAGCUAUAGAACAGAGUCCUUCUUCUUCUGAGAGUUUAUGAUGUUAGCUUAGGCAUCUUCUAGACUUUCGGUGAAUGUUACACUGGAAAAGGGGGCGGUAAUAGAGAGGUGGGAUUUGUACGAAUAGACGUUGUACAAGCGUUGGAAAUCAAAAUAAGACUAGGGAUUUCCUACGAAACGAAGAUCCCCGUGCUGGGUAACAGGUCUAAGCUUGGCUAACAGGUACCUAGGCAGGUAGGUAGGUACCCAGUAUAUAUCUACAGGUAUGCACUGGCAUGACUCGUGGAUGGAGUGAGUUGUUGGUGUGGAUCUUUCUUGCUCAUUACGCCAUAGAUACGUAGAUACUUUGACCUGUGCCCGGGUAUGUAGGUAUGGAGUUCCCUGGCCUUCGUCCAGGUAGUCAUCAACACAGGUCCUCUUGUCUCGUGCGGUAUGUAUGUGUAUGCUUACGAGUGCAACCGUGAGGGUAGCUCGGUAGAUACCAGGCCAGCGAGGACGGACCCUAUGGCACAAGCCAAGCUCCUCCAAACUAACCUCGUUACCAUCAUCCCCUACCAUGCCUAGCCUCUCGCGAUUUGCAUUCUCUAGGCAGUAGGUGUCACAAACAACACCCCCUUCUCCUU